Molecule: messenger RNA, 7981 nt
Organism: Girardinichthys multiradiatus
Lineage: Eukaryota; Metazoa; Chordata; Actinopteri; Cyprinodontiformes; Goodeidae
Gene: rif1
Product: replication timing regulatory factor 1
Exons: 36
Coding region: 383-7474 (2363 amino acids)
Biological process (GO): telomere maintenance
Cellular component (GO): nucleus
Source: RefSeq, a predicted model, not a curated record
UAAUCACGUACGUAACGCGUGGUGGUUUGGCGCCAGCAGAUUUCGCGGGGCAUCCCCAGCACAGUGAGGUGAACAGCAUAAGCACUAAACAGAAAUAAUCCCAGUUACCGGCUGCAUCGACAGGUCCAGGCGGCCGAGUCCGGAGUGAGGUGACGGUAGAGAGAGCAGUAGUCCAGCGCAGGGAAGUGAAGCGUCUCUGGGCUUUCAUGGUGGGUCCUUAUCACAUCUGACAAGUAGGAGGAGAGCACACAGAGUCGGUGUGGUGGCCAGCAGUGGUAGCAGGCAGAGUCGUGUUCCUCAGCUGUGGGGACUGGAGGGUGACGUAGCUGGGCGCACGGCUGUGUGAGCUUCUCUGUCAGAGGCGUCGAGAAGGUGAAGAAUAAUGAUGGCGACUUCAGGGCCUCCUAGCACCUCCAGCUUCCUCCCUCUGUUGGAGACUCUGGAGGACAGUACAGCUGGACAGUCGGAGCAGACAGACGCCUACCUGACCAUCGCCAAUCGGCUCAGUGGAGAGGAAGGCCGCCAGUUUCUCCCAGCAGUAGAAAAUAACUUUUCACGUUUGGGUAAAGUCAUACUGACCCACACCAGCAGUCCAAACACAGAGCUGAGCCAAGCUGCCUUACAGGCUUUAGGGUUCUGUGUGUACCAUUCUCAGGUGGUUUCUGGAAUCUCUGAGGUCUUUGCAGCACAAAUACUGUCAGCACUUUGCUCCUUGGUGACGAAGUCGACCGAUAAGAACACCUGUACCAGAGCCUUAUGGGUGAUCUCCAAACAGAGCUUUCCUGCAGAUGUAGUUGGCAGAAAUGUUCCGACUUUGCUGGGUUCUUUGGAGGGUGUGUGGAACAGGGAGGACAUCCAGUCUACAGUAAUGGAGCACGAAGCCCUGAAUGUGGUCAUCAGGAUGCUAGAGCAGGCACCAACACAAAUGUGUGACGGAGCAGUGCGGUGGGUGAAGCUGGUCAUCCCACUGGUGGUGCACUCCGCCUCCAAGGUGCGUCUACGCGCUGCUGCAGCCUUGGAGAUGGGCAUGCCUCUGCUGCUGACCAAACAGAAGGAGGUGGCUGCCGUCAUCGAACCAUUGAUGUCUACAAAACUGAUCCCAGAGCUGCAGAAGCUCUUUAUGUCCAAGAAUGAAACCAACGUCCUGAAGCUCUGGCCUUUGUUUGUGAAGCUCCUCGGAAAGCUGCUGCACAAAGGAGGUCCUUUCAUCAACUCUCUGCUGCAUCUGGAGGAGCUUGGUUUCCGCAGCUCUUCUCCCACCAUCAAGAAGAUUGCCUUCAUUGCCUGGAAGAGCCUCAUCGAUAACUUUGCUCUCAACCCAGAUAUCCUGUGUAGCUCCAAACGCAUAAAGCUCCUCAUGCAGCCACUGACAUCCAUCCAUGUCAGAACAGAGGCCCUCCUGCUAACCAAGGUUGAAGUGUGGUGGUAUCUCAUUGUGCAGCUGGGACCCAAUCUGUCCUCCAACUUUGAUCAGGUUUCCGUGCCUCUGCUCCAGUCAGCCAUCGGAUCUGGUUCAUCCUCUAUUCCUAAUACUCCUUCUCGAGCCGUCAGUCAAAACGGAGCCAUGUUACCCAGCACGCCAAAAUCAGGCAACGUGAGCUUCAACACUUCGGCCAGCACACCUCGAAUGGACCUAAACUCCAGCAUGCAGGCUUCAGGCAGCUUCUCCUCUAUUCAGCUGCUGGGGCUGGAGAUGCUGCUUCACUACUUGCUGGGACCAGAGGUUGUUGCUGCUGCAACAAAGAACAAGCUCAUAUUAAAUCUGGAACCUCUGAACCACCCGCUCCUGUCUGGUGCACCGUCCUUCAUGAAACACGCUGCUGUGCUCAUCUCCAGCAUCAGAGAUGGCUUCACCAACAUCGGCAAAGAUGCUCCAGAGCCGGUGUUGGCCGUCAUAUGGACCAGUCUUGUCCAGUUUGUCAGUUUCACUAUAGAGUCAGCAGGCAGUAAGAAGGAGCGCCAGGGCUGUGAGGUGCUUACCCUGAUGCUUCAGGCACUGCAGAGUAUCGUCGCCUCAGAGGCUCUGUCUGCAGACAAAUGCCUGAUUUUGUUAGAGGCCACAGUGAAAGGUCUGCCUCAGAGAGUUCUCGGCUCCGCUUCCUAUCAAGUGGGCAAGAUGGAUGUGCUGAAUGGUACCCCAGCUCUAUUCCUCAUCCUUCUCCUCUUCAACAGCAGCAAGCUUCCAGCCUACGUAGAGGAUGAGAGGUUCUUUCAUUGCCUGCAGACUCUAGUCUCAUACGGCCUGUCUGGACCCACUUCUCCUCUAGCAUUUGCUGAGGCCGUGCUGGGUGCCAUGAGCAGCUGUGCAGGGUCUCUGCAGAACAAGGAGCAGCUGUGGAGGAUGUGGAGUUUAAUAGUUGGCCCUCUGACUGACACAAUCACACAGUCUAAUGAAGUUAACCAAGGUGAUGCUCUGGAGCACAACUUCAGUGCAAUGCAUUCUGCGUUGAUGUUCCCUGUCACACACCUCCUCCACGGCACUCUGCUCCAGCAGGUGUCCCAGAAGUCCAUGCUGUCCUCCUGGUUGAAGUUGUACAGAGUUUUCGCUCGCUGCUCUGCUCUGGUGGUCACAGCUGAAGAAAACAUCUGCUGUGAGGAGCUCUGUGUGAAGAUGGCUGCAGCAGUAGACAGAGAGGCGCUGAUGGUUCCUUCAACAUUAAACACUGUCUCCAGUAUCCUGCAUGUCAUGGUGGAGUGUGUGGACUUCUCUCCAUACACACCUCACUUUCAACAGAAGCUGAAGUUUCCUCACACUCCUGUGAACUGGACGCGGAAACAGAGCAAAGCCAUGGGGAAUCUGUCUACGUUCCUCUCCCUGCUGGUGCAGUGUCUGCAGGUUUACCUCGAGGCCCCAGAGGCUUCCCCUGAGACGGCGGGCUCAGUGCUGGUCUCCGUUGUGUCCGCUCUCCUUACCAACCUUGUCCUCGGCAAUGCCAUCACGGAGGCCCUAAACGCUCUGAUUCAGCCCCUCAUGCUCUUUUAUAAGCCUGCUGCAACCGAGACCACUAAAUUCUCCAUUCACCUUGAGGGAAAGCUGGAAAAACUUCUCUGUGAGGUCCUUGGCUGCCUGCAGUCGCGCUCCACCCUAACCUACAAUAAUGAGCUGCUAGCACUACUGUCACCUCUGCUUUGUGUGGUGUUCCCACACAAGAACAAGCAUCUGCGCACGGUGGUCACACAGUUCUGGAACGCCACCUUUGCCAACACAGUCAGCCUUGAAUAUCCUGAGGAGAUCAGGCCAGUACUGAGCCAAGUGAAACAGAAGACUCCGAUCAUUCUUCCAGGCUUUGAGGCCAUCAGUGUUCCUGAUGAGUUCAGUGAAACCUGUUCUAGUGAGAGCUCUCAGCUGGAGACAAAGCUCAGUGGGAUGCCCAUUAGUUCUACUGGGAAGAGGGACUCCACGCUCAAUAAACCUGAGCUGAAGGACAGGAGAUCCACAAAGACAUCCAAGCCAGUUUCAACAAAGCUGGACUUUGGCUCCCCCAAACCUCCACGUAGGGAGGUUCUGGAAGAAGAGGCUUCAAUCGACUUUGUCUUCAUCCCUCCUGAGACAAAGGAAAGGGUUCUGACUGAGCACCAAAAGGAGGUGAAAAGAACCAAAAGGGUUGAUAUUCCCGCCAUGUACAACAACCUUGACGCUUCUCUGGACACAACAGUAUUCAGUCAGUACACGCAGAGCCAGGACAACUCUUCGGACGAAGUUCCAACCAAAGAAGUGGACGCUGCCAUUACAGAGGGACCCAGUGAGACAGAAGAGAAAUCCAGUGAAGAUGCUGAAAUUCUUUCAAAAGAAACUCAAGACUAUGCCAGCCCCCGAGAUGACGAGAAAACGUCAGAACUUCAGCCAGAGGAGGAGAGCAUCCCAGACUCUGCAAAUGUUUCUCUGGAUGAUCCUACUAAAUGCACUGAGGGAACUGAAGACAUCAACAUGGAAUCAACGGACAGCCCAAGUCCAAACAUGUCUGCUUCUUCUGAUUUGGUCUCGGGGACUCCUCAGAAACCCAGCAGCCGGCGGCAGUCAUUUAUUACCUUGGAGAAGUAUGGCGAGGGAAAGCCUGCCAGUCCCAGUAGUGUGUCCUCAUUUAUAGGUCCUCUUGUAAAAACAUCUACCAGUCAAGAUCUCUCUAGUGCUAAAAAGAUAUUGUCUUCUGAAGCCUCACAGACAUCCAUAGAUCCAAACUCUCAGGUUUCCACUCCUUUAGGAAAGGUUGGUCCACAGUGUCCUGGAAGUGAGUCUCCUCGAAGGCCUAAAGAGUCCAGGUUAAAAAGUGAGCCUGUAAGACUGAUUGAGAGACUGCAAAGUGACUCAGUAGAAGAUGAAGAUGUUAUCCCUGACACACAGACAAAAGAAGAGGAUAGAGAAAUCACUAGUUACUCAGAAGAAAUGAAUUCUUUGAGUCAGGAUGAGGAAUCUGAACCAGUGCUAGAUGAUUCCCAGUCAUCUCUGACGCCUUCAGAUGAACCAAGACGAUCCAGCCGUCACAGAGUAAGACCUCAACUCCCUGGAGAAGACCCAGAGGAACGUGAGGCAAAAUACACACAUGUAAAAAGAAGAUCUUCUGGAGAAGAUAGAAAAAGUGAAUCUUCUAAUUCAGCAGUGGGCAGACCGAACACAAGAAGUAAGCUGGCUGCCAUGGAGAACAGCACCAGAGACAGACUGCGAUCAAAAUCUCAGAGCAACUCCAGUGAAUCCAGCCCAAGUAACACUCGGGGAAGACCUCGAAAGAAGAUCAAACUUUACAGCCUUUCAGAGGACCUUCUUAAGUCUCCUGAGCGCAAAAUGAGAAGCAUCAGUGAGCUGAAUUCCAAUCAGACUGGCAUCAAAUCAGAAACACUCCCCAUUCGUCAAAGCCAAAUGCAAAGAAGGGAUGAUCAGAUAAGCAUGGCCUCAAAGGAGGCUGGUGAGGCUGAAAGGGCCAAAGAAGUGUCCAGCCAGACUGUUAAUGAGGGUAUGGUAAAUCUGACUAAGGAAGAUGAUGCUCAUCCAAACACAGACUCCCAAACAGUUGUACCUUUGGCUCAGACUGAACAGCCUGAAGAGGUAAAGCCUGAAGAUGAUGAGAGCCUAAAGGAAGAGCAAAAGGUUCUUGCAUCUUCUCCCCAAAGUAAAGGCAAAUUGCAAGAAAGAAUAGAUUCUAAUGCAGUCAUGUCUUCUCCACUAAAAAAGUCCAAAGAUGAAACUAGAAAAAGGCUAGAGAGUGAGAACAUGAUGGAAGACGACAUUAACACCAUAGAAGCUGUGACGGACAACUCUAGCCAGGAAGACUCUCUGGUCACACCUUCAUCUUCUGGCAGUCAGAUUAAACGUAGGUCCAGGCGGAGCAAAGCAUUAUCUGAGGCAGCAGAGUCUGAAGACAAAGACAAUGGUGUGAGCUCUUCAGGACAGUCUCAAACACUCACCCUUCCUGUGAGUCAGACUGAAGCUGUAGUUGGAGGCAGGACCAGGAGGAGUAAACCUGGUGAAUCUAAUCCAAGCUUGACCCCAGAAACUUCCCAGUCAUUAGAUGAAUCCGGAUCAGGGUCGUCUCAAGGUAGGGGCAGAUAUUCAAGACGGAUAUCCUCUCAAUCAUCUGCACCCUGUGUGGAGACAUCAGAGUCCGAGUCUUCUACGGUCCUAGAGAACUCAAUUCGCAAAAGGAGAGGGAGGAAGCCUCGAGCAUUUGUGCAGAGUCCUCCUACUCUUGAAUCGAAGGAGGAAAGACUGGAUAUGGAAGAAGCUGUUUCUCAAAAGUUAGAGAAAAAAAACAGUUUAGAAGAAUCAUCAGAGACACAAAGUUUAAAGGAAUCAGAGCAGGUGAUGGGAAGCAAGACUGAGCCAAAUAAGGAAGACUCUGAGUCCCCAAUGGUGACUGAGACUCUGAAAACUGAAGCUCUAAAAAUGGAUGAAAGAAAAGACACAAACCAGUGGAACAAGUCACUGGGAAGUACUGAUCAAAGUGACUUGAACAAUAAAAAAGAUUCUUCUCAAGAAGUAGGGGUGCUUGAAUCUGCUGGGCCCGGAAACGCAUCAACACAGGAGACUUGUAUGUCGACUGAGGAGAAGCUGCAAGUCUCAGAGACCUCUGAGAAAAAAGCUGAAACUUUUUCUGAAACUGAAGAUAAAGUUAUAGAAAAACAGGUGGAUUUAAACUCAAACCAGCUAGAAUUUUCAGCUCCUCCGGAAGAGGAAUGUUUAAACGAAGAGCUUCAACAAAGCCAAAUGGAGUGUGCACAGAUCACCGCAGAGGAAGAACUUUCUGUCACAUGUCAUGUUUUAGAGUCUAGUGACAAGGAGGAAAUUCCUCUACAGGACAAUAAAGACUUUGAAACUGAGACAUCUGGGGACAAACACAAAAAGGCUCCUGACACUGAACCUUCAGGUGCUGUUGGACCUGACUGCAGCCCUGCAGUAUCUUCACAAGUUGCUUCCCAGGAAUCUCCAGUUAAACAGAAAGACAUAGAGGCUGCAACAGAACCAGAUGUUGGACAAAGCCCCACCAAUGGACGGAUGAAGGGCACAUGGUCACCUUCAGCUUCCCCUUCUACCAGUAUCCUCAAAAAAGGUCAGAAGAGGCCAAUAGAGGUGGAGAUGACCUCUCCUUUUGCCAAGUCCCGGCGUGUAUCUUUUGCUAACCCCAUCCAACAGCAAGAGACGGCUGAUGAUAUUGAUCGGCGCAGCCCAGCACUUAGAACCAGCUCUCCCAGAAGGUCCAAAGGCUGCAGCAUCCCACAACCUAAGCACGUCACAACUCCAACAAAAGGCUUGCUGAUCGGGAGCCCCAGAAAUCUGCACAGUCAAAGUUACAGGAGCUCCAAGAAGUGCCUGAUUUCUGAAAUGAGUCAGGAGCUUCGAGCAGUGCCCAGAGACUGCAUCUACCCCUCUCUGGUGGGCUGCUCUGCCCCUGUAGAGGCUGUUCUUUCUCAGAUAUCUUCCACCAUGUGGUCCCGAGGGUUCGGACAACUCAUUCGCGCUAGAAACGUCAAAUCAGUGGGUGACCUCUGUGCCCUGACUCCUUCUGAGAUCAAGACUCUUCCCAUUCGAUCUCCAAAGAUCUCUAAUGUCAAGAAGGCCCUGAAGAUCUAUGAACAGCAGCGCAAAGGGAGAGGAGGAGAUGAGCUGAAGAGUUUUGAUGAAACAGAGAGAAUGACCUCAGAGCUGGAGGAGACUUGUGGUCCUCACAACCACGACGAGGAGGAGAAGACCUCAGCAGAGACAUUGGCCACAGAGCUGGUGGACGAGCCGGUUUCUGCAGAUGUGAACAACUCUGCGACUCUGACACCAGAACAGCAGGAUGGAAAGCAGAGACCCGAGGAAGAGUUGCACCCUGCUGCAGAGUUGCCAGCAGCCGUGGAGGCUCUGACCUGCAGGAUGACGCCUCUAGAACUCAGAGGCUGCUCUCCGCAGCAGCUAGCGGAGAUGCAUGAGCAGCUGGGAGGCAUGAUGAGGGGCGUGGUGGUGGAGCUGCAGACACGUCUCUGCCGACAGAUGCACUGAGACAGAAGGUCUGAUGUCUUGAGGAAUUUGCAAUAGAAGAAUGAAUCUGAAGUUUUAUCAGCUGGCUUUUGUAGAUGGAGGAUCAGGGAUUUGAAAUCAGAUCAGUUGGGCUUUUUUCACAUCCUUAAUUGUUUUUCAUAGUUUAUUGUCUGGUAACUUCAGACCUUGGGUAGAUUCUAGAAUAAAUAAAAAAACCUUACACCUUUAUGCAGUCUCGUAUAUUAAAACUUGAACUUUAUCCUACUUUUGAAUUUUGUUCUGAAGAACUGAUGGAUGCUGUUCACGCCUUCAUCUCAUCUGUAAAUAUUGUGUUUUGCCCUCCAUUGGGCUGUUUUUAGGCUGCUUACAACUCACCUGUGGUGUUGUAUAUUCCGUCAACCAUCUUUUACAUUAUUUUUACCUUUUUGUUUUAACACUUUUUUAUUGUUAUAACAGACCUUACCCCACAGUGUGUGCUGUAGGCUUAAUUUGUGGUUUUAAAUUCCUAAUUAAAAUGAAUUUAAAGAC